UCCAUUAUCCAUCCACAACUGCAAAGCCAAAACGCUCCCCUCCACCUCGAGCUUCUUCUUCCUCUCACCAUCACCGAGCUCCUCCUUCGCCGCCGUCGCAACUUCGAACUUCGAGCUUCGAAGCCACCGUCACAACUUUCUUCCGUUCCAUCGUGCAGCCACCGUUUGAGCUUCGAAACCAUCGUCGCUGGCUCUGUUCAACCGUUGAGCAGCCGUUGUUCCAUCGCGCCGGCGCUGUUCAACCGCGCUCCAGCCUUUCUCUGCUUCAGUUCGGCCACGACCAACCCUCCUCUGCUCCGUUCCCGCCACGCUCCACCCUCUGCUCCAGUUCCGCCUCGCACACCGUCCUCGGCUCCAAUUCCGCAGCGGUCCGGGCCACCUCUUUUCCAAUUCUGCUGUGUCCAGCCAUACAGUGCUCCCUCACCUCUAUGCUCUAGAAGCUGCUCAUCGUCUUGCUCCAUUGUCUGGUGCUUUGUUUCCUUGCUCAUGUUAAGAUCUUCACCACCUAUACAGCUUGUGCACGGGAGCUUACUGGUGUUACCUUGAUCUUCCUCCAAUAGUUCUGGACUUCUGGUGAAUGUAUCUUUGCUGUAAAGAAGAAAUACUGUCCAGCUUUAACAAUGUCUUUUUUAGUUAGUUAAUUAUGCUUAGAUUGUAACUGUUUUGAUGAUUUAUUGAUUUGUUAUACAUAAUAGUAUCAAUUAAGAAGCAUUUGCUAAUAAUAAUGCAUUUGUGGAUAAUAAUUUGGUUGCUAAUCCUCUUGUUUUGAAUAAUGCUGCAAAUCCUAAUUCUCCUAAUUCCAACAAUAGUCACAAGCUUCAUGUUAUUUUGAAUAAUUUAUCAUUUCAUAUUUAGAUUUUUUUUUGUUAUUUAAUUUUUGAAUUUGUACUUUUAUAAGAUUAUAAGACUUUGAUUGAUGAUAUUUCAUAUAAUGCUUCAAAUUUAGGAUACUUUUGCCUAUUUUAAGGUUUAUAUUAGACUAUAAUUAUGUUUUAGAAUGUUUAUUUAUAAUUUAUUUAUUAUUUUAUUAUAAAACAGUUUUUUCGGUUGAACUAAUAAACCAAUGACUAGAGCGGUUUGAUGACCGGUUCGGUUUUCAGAACCUUGGUCCAUUCACAAUCUCACCUCACCUUACAGAACAUGAUGCUAUCUAGAUAUCUUACUAUCUAUCUUGCUGCAAAAUUAUCCAAACCAAAGACAAAAACUUUUUUAUAAUUGGUCAUCGACAUGCCUGAAUCUGCUUAGACAUUGUAAAGCAUCUGUGUCUGUGUCCCUGCUUCUGCACCUUCCAUUCCAUUCAUCCCUGCAUAACAGGUUAAACCUCUUCUUCUGCUUUCAUAUGCACUUCAAUUAAAUUCACUCACUCCAUUUGCUUCUUUUCUUCAUUGUUUAGAUAAUUGUGCAGCUUUUAUGGUUAUCUUAAUACUCUGCUCUUCAACCAUGUGUUCUAGCAGUAUGUCAUAUUGCUGUGCCUUCGCUGACACCAAUGUGUAUCUUCUGAGCAAUAAUGGGUUCUUGGGUGGAAGCAGUUCUGUGAAAGUGAAGAUUUUGACUAAUGGGUCUUCACUAAAUCAGAAGAAACUUGGAAGAAGACAAGUGGGUCUUCAUGCCUUUGGCACAAAGUGUGCACACAAGGUGGUUGUGGAAAAUCGCAAGCGAAAAACGGGAGUGUCCUCUGAAGAAGUUAUUGGAGUUCUGAAGUCUAUUUCGGAUCCAAAUUCUGCUCUUUCCUACUUCAAGAUGGUUGCUCAGUUGCCAAAUAUUUUGCAUACCACUGAAGCAUGCAAUUACAUGCUUGAGUUGUUGAGGGCUCACAUGAGGAUUCAGGAUAUGGUCUUUGUCUUUGAUGUAAUGCAAAAACAAGUUAUUAAUCGAAAUUUGAAUACGUAUCUCACUAUAUUUAAGGCUCUUUCGGUUAAAGGUGGGAUUCGGCAGGUGCCAUUUGCACUUGGAAAGAUGAGGGAAGCUGGUUUCAUCCUGAAUGCUUAUUCAUAUAAUGGGCUGAUCCAUUUACUACUCCAACCUGGGUUUUGUAGAGAGGCUUUGGAGGUUUAUAGAAGAAUGAUCUCGGAAGGGCUUAAGCCUAGCAUGAAGACAUACUCGGCACUGAUGGUAGCACUAGGGAAGAAAAGGGAUACCAGAACCAUUAUGGAUUUGUUGGAAGAGAUGAAAACUUUGGGAUUGAGGCCAAAUAUGUACACAUAUACCAUAUGCAUUAGAGCACUUGGUAGGGUAGGGAAAAUUGAUGAUGCCUGUGCGAUUUUAAGGGAAAUGGAUGAUGAAGGAUGCGGGCCUGAUGUUGUCACAUAUACAGUUCUGAUUGAUGCUCUUUGUAAUGCGGGGAAGCUUGAUAAGGCCGAGGAAUUAUAUACAAAGAUGAGAGAGAGCCAUCACAAACCUGAUCGGAUAACAUAUAGUACUUUGAUCGACAAGUUUAGUAACUGUGGCAACUUGGAUAUGGUGAAAAGAUUCUGGAGGGAGAUGGAAGCUGAUGGUUAUGAACCUGACGUGGUUUCCUACACAACAUUCAUUGAUGCUUUAUGCAAAUCUGGGAGCAUUGAUCAGGCCUUUGCUAUGUUAGAAACGAUGAAGAUGAAAGGAACUUCUCCAAAUCUUCAUACUUACAACACUUUGAUCUCUGGACUUUUGAAGAGGAAAAUAUUAAAUGAGGCAUUAGAACUUUUCGAUAAUAUGGAAUCUUUGGGCGUUGAACCUACUGCUUAUUCAUAUGUUCUGUUCAUCGACUAUUAUGGAAAGUCCGGUGAUCCAGGAAAAGCUCUUGAGACCUUUGAAACGAUGAAAAAGAGAGGAAUUGCGCCUAGUAUAGUAGCAUGUAAUGUAUCUUUAUAUAGUCUUGCAGAAAUGGGUAGGAUCAGAGAAGCAAAUGAUAUAUUCAACGAUCUUUACAACUGCGGACUUUCACCAGAUUCAGUAACCUAUAAUAUGAUGAUGAAGUGCUAUAGCAAAGCAGGGCAAAUAGACAAAGCCAUAGAUCUUUUGGAUGAGAUGAUAAGCAAUGGGUGUGAACCAGAUAUAAUUAUGGUUAAUUCAUUAAUUUAUAUGCUUUACAAGGCCGAUCGAGUUGAUGAGGCAUGGGAAAUGUUUGGGAGACUGAAGGAUUUGAAGCUGGCUCCGACGGUAGUGACAUACAAUACUCUACUUGCUGGCUUGGGGAAAGAAGGAAAAGUCGAAAAGGUUCUUGAACUGUUUGGGAGUAUGACAGAGUCUGGAUGUCCUCCAAACACAAUAACUUUCAACACACUCCUUGAUUGUCUUUGCAAGAACGAUGCAGUUGAUUUGGCAUUGAAAAUGCUAUGCAGAAUGACGAUGAUGAACUGUAAUCAUGAUGUUCUGACUUAUAACGCCAUCAUUUAUGGGUUGAUCAAAGAAGACAGAGUUAGUUAUGCAUUCUGGUUUUUCCAUCAGAUGAAGAAAUCUCUCUACCCUGAUCUUGUAACUUUGUGCACCCUCCUUCCUGGUGUUGUACGGUAUGGAAUGAUAGAGGAUGCUAUCAAGAUUGUCAUGGAAUUUGUUUAUCAGGCAGGUUUAGAGAAAGGCAAACAAUCCUUGGAAGAACUAAUGGAAUCCAUUUUAGUUGUAGCGAAAAUUGAAGAUGCCAUUCUAUUUGCCGAAAGAUUGGUAAGUGCUUCUGGUUUCCAGGAUGACUGUGUAAUAUUACCUCUAAUUAAAGCCUCGUGUAAGCGGAUGAAGAUCCUUGAUGCUCAAAAAUUAUUUGAUAAGUUCACCAAAACUUUGGGAGUUCGCCCAACCGUUGAAUCAUAUAAUUGCUUGAUGGAUGGGGUUCUUGGAUCUAAUAUGACUGAAAAAGCUUGGGAUCUUUUUGUGGAGAUGAAGGAUGCAGGUUGCCAUCCAAAUAUUUUCACGUAUAACUUGCUGCUCGAUGCUCAUGGUAAAUCUGGGAGGAUUGAUGAACUCCUUGAACUUUUCAAUGAGCUGCAGAGUAGGGGAUGCCAGCCUAAUGCCAUAACCCAUAACAUUAUCAUCUCUGCGCUUGUGAAAUCUAAUAGCAUCAAUAAGGCAUUAGAUUUGUAUUAUGAGCUUAUAAGUGGUGAUUUCUCUCCCACUCCCUGCACUUAUGGACCUCUUAUAGAUGGACUUUUAAAGAGCGGGAGAUUUGAGGAAGCAAUGAAGAUCUUUGAGGAGAUGUUAGACUAUCAAUGCAAGCCAAACAGUGCUAUCUUCAAUAUUCUCAUCAAUGGAUUUGGGAAAGCUGGAAAAAUUGAUGUUGCUUGUGAUAUGUUCAAGAGGAUGGUUAAAGAGGGAAUAAGGCCAGACCUGAAGUCUUACACAAUUCUUGUAGAGUGCCUAUGCUUGGCCGGAAGAGUCGACGAUGCCGUGUACUACUUUGAGGAACUAAAGUCAACUGGCCUUGAUCCUGAUAGAGUUUCGUACAAUCUUAUGAUCAAUGGGCUCGGAAGAUCACGCAGGUUGGACAAUGCUCUUUCUCUUUUCGGCGAAAUGAAGUGUAGGGGAAUUUCUCCUGAUCUUUACACUUACAAUGCAUUGAUUCUCCAUCUUGGGAUCAGUGGAGAGGUGGACCUAGCCGGAAAGAUGUACGAGGAACUGCAAGCAAGGGGUCUGGAGCCUAAUGUCUUCACUUAUAAUGCUCUCAUUCGAGGGCAUAGUUUGUCGGGAAACAAAGACAGAGCUUUCAAUGUCUACAAGAAGAUGAUGGUACAGGGGUGCAGCCCCAACAGACAAACCUUUGCUCAACUUCCUAAUAAAUGCUGAUUUCACUCAUUUACAGGAUCAUUCUGGUCCAAGCCUUUAAUCUCAAUGAUAGAGGCCUUUAAGGGAUACUCUGCUCCUUUGCCUCAUUGCUCAGUGUAUAUAUUAAUGUGCAAAUUAUUCACUUCAUAUGCUGGCAACUGCUGCUGAUUAAUGGGAUGUGUAGAUGGGAAAGGCAUGAAGUUCCACUUUUGUGCAAAACAAAACCUGAGCAAUUUAAAGAUUUGUAUAUUUGAAAUUGUAAUCAUAUGUAAAGUGUAAAAGCAGUGUUAGAUCAGAAAGUGUAAAGGCAGAUGCUAAUAUGCAAUCAUUUGAAUAUAAAAAGGGUUUUCUUUUGGCUGAACAAUGUACACAACUAAACAUGACCAAGUUUCCUAUAAUAAGUAGCCAUUAAGAAGAACAUUGAAAAUAUCAUUAAUAUAGA
Messenger RNA from Arachis stenosperma, 5173 nucleotides. RefSeq names its product pentatricopeptide repeat-containing protein At4g31850, chloroplastic-like. Gene Ontology annotation, molecular function: protein binding. The transcript is spliced from 4 exons. Bases 1411 to 4752 code for a protein of 1113 amino acids. Lineage: Eukaryota; Viridiplantae; Streptophyta; Magnoliopsida; Fabales; Fabaceae. The record is from RefSeq and is a predicted model, not a curated record.